GCUGUGGACAUUUUGACUUCUGGAUGAGUAGAGAAAAUAAAAUAAAUAAUAUGCAGUUUCAGAGUGAUGGUCCAUACGCUCCUGCUAAAGGUGUGGCAAUCGACUUGGACUCGCAAAGUGUUGUGGCGGUGUCGAAAGGCUACGGCGAUUGUGAACGAGGAGAGCAAUCGUCAAAGAAGUGACGGCAGGAUAAGAGCGAGAGGAGAGAAAGAAACCGGCAUUUUGAAAGGACAUGCGCCGGGAGUUUUCGUGAUGGCGAUCCCAACUGGGUCACGACCUCAGUCGAAAAAUGUCAUUGCCCGACUCGCAGACGUCGAAGGCAAAUCCUUAGGGCCCCAGUUGGACUUGCCGCAUGAUGUGGGGCCUCCAGAACUGGAGGUAUUGCUCAACAGCCUUCUACAGAAUGAGGACAAGCUUCCUUACACAUUCUACAUAGAUGACAGGGAGCUCGUCGGCGAACUUGGUGCCCAUUUGCUUGAGCACAACGUGUCAGUUGAGACCAUUCUGAAGAUCGUGUAUCAGCCCCAAGCAGUGUUUCGCAUCCGACCUGUAACUCGUUGCUCAGCCACCAUAUCUGGUCAUUCGGAGGCCGUUCUGUCCGUCAGUUUCAGUCCCGACAGCACCCAGCUGGCUAGCGGGUCAGGCGACACGACUGUCCGGCUAUGGGAUAUAUCCACUCAGACACCUUUGCACACCUGUCCUGGGCAUACAAACUGGGUCCUUUGUAUAUCAUGGUCACCUGAUGGCGCUCUCCUUGUAAGUGGAGGCAUGGAUGGGGAUCUCCGGCUGUGGAACCCCAAAUUGGGGAUCGCUGUCGGAGGCCCUUUGAAGGGGCAUAAAAAGUGGAUAACUUCCAUUGCGUGGGAACCGGCGCACAUCCAGGUUCCUUGUAGAAGGUUUGUUAGUGGGAGCAAAGACGGCGAUGUUCGGAUUUGGGACACCGCAGUGAGGAAAUGUAUGGUCACAAUGACCGGACACACAUUAGCCGUGACUUGUGUGAAAUGGUGCGGCGAAGGGCUCAUUAUUUCCAGUUCCCGCGACUGUUCCAUCAAUGUGUGGGAGCCGUCCCAAGGGAAACUUGUACGCCAGCUGAAGGGUCAUGGUCACUGGGUGAACACUCUGGCGAUCAGCUCAGAGUUCGUCCUGCGCACUGGCCCGUUUGACCAUACAAAGAAGAAAUAUAAAUCCGCAGACGAGAUGAAGGAAGCUGCACUUCAGCGGUACGAGACAGCCAAGGGAUCGGUACCAGAGCGCAUGGUUUCUGGGUCCGACGACUUCACCAUGUUCCUCUGGGAACCUACGGCGAGCAAACAGUCAAAAGCUCGAAUGACAGGCCACCAGCAGCUUGUCAACCAUGUGUACUUUUCUCCGGAUGGCAGAUGGAUUGCCAGUGCUUCUUUUGAUAAGUCAGUCAGGUUAUGGGAUGGGUAUUCAGGCAAGUUUGUGGCCACUUUCAGGGGACAUGUUGGACCUGUGUAUCAAAUUAGUUGGUCUGCGGAUUGCCGGCUUCUGGUGAGCGCAAGUAAGGAUAGUACUUUAAAGGUGUGGGAUAUGAGAACCCGCAAGCUGAAAGAGGAUCUGCCCGGACAUGCAGACGAAGUCUUUGCCGUGGACUGGAGCCCGGACGGGGAAAAAGUCGCGUCUGGGGGCAAGGAUCGCGUAUUGAAACUCUGGAUGCAUUAACUCUGAAAUUUUUAAUGCAUUCUCUUUUGCAUCACAUCAUCUUCUGCUGUUGAGAUUGGCGGAAAGGAAAUAUCGUGUUGUUCUUUUCUCACUUGGUUGGCAAUUGUUGCAGCUGUUGCCCUUGUGGCCCUUGUCUGUUCUGUUGUUGGGUGGUACAUUUCCUAUACAAAACUCCGUCUCUGUUUCUCUCUCUGUCUCUGUUUCUGUCUCUAUCUCUGUCUCUGUCUCUCUGUCUUGCGCGUGCGUGCACGCACCCACACCCACACUCUCUUCUCUCUCAUACACGCGUACAUACUCAG
Chara braunii is the source of this 1982-nucleotide messenger RNA. Lineage: Eukaryota; Viridiplantae; Streptophyta; Charophyceae; Charales; Characeae. The record is from the annotation of a GenBank genome assembly.